This is a messenger RNA of Eupeodes corollae, 982 nucleotides long. It is a transcript of the gene MED8, whose product is annotated as mediator of RNA polymerase II transcription subunit 8. Gene Ontology annotation, cellular component: mediator complex; core mediator complex. Gene Ontology annotation, biological process: regulation of transcription by RNA polymerase II. NCBI's taxonomy places the organism in Eukaryota, Metazoa, Arthropoda, Insecta, Diptera, Syrphidae. The transcript has 3 exons. Bases 94 to 858 code for a protein of 254 amino acids. The record is from RefSeq and is a predicted model, not a curated record. Gene Ontology annotation, molecular function: RNA polymerase II cis-regulatory region sequence-specific DNA binding; transcription coregulator activity.
UUCUCAUAAUUGAAAAUUUAUUCACAAGAAAACAAAAAGCAUAAACAUAUUUCUUAGCUUUUUUAAUUAAAUUUUAUACAAAAAUAAGUAAAAAUGCAACGUGAAGAAAAGCAAUUAGAAAUGACUCUGGACGCAGUCCUUAAUCGUUUAAAUGAUUUAAAAAAUUCUAUCGGUUCAAUGAUACAUAAAAUCGAAACCGAAUACGAGACCAUAAAUUGGCCAACAUUUCUUGACAAUUUUGCUUUAAUUUCAAGCCAUUUAACAGGCCUGUCGAAGAUAUUGUCUAAAGAACUUGGGCCUCCUUUACGGAAUCGUACUGUUUUGCCUUUGAUGUUAUCCCCCGAACGAGAUGAAGCCCUAUGGAACCUUACUGAAGGUCGUGUCCCGGUCUUUUCACAUGAUAUCGUUCCAAAUUACUUGAGGACAAAGCCUGAUCCAACAGCCGAACAGAAAAUGAUUCAAAAUGAACAAAAGGCAGCAAAUCUCUCAAUGGAAACGGCAAUGAAACAGGUUGCCCAAUACAAUAAGGUCGUCACUCAUAUCUUGGAAAUGGUUAGCAAAACUAGAGAAGACUGGGAAAUCGAUUCUUCCUCUCGAGCAGGAAUCCAACAAACAAGCAGCAACGCCGAUACCCAUUUAUUAGUCCAAGCUGUUGGAAUGGGAAAAGGACUAAAGACAGCAAUGCAACUCUCCGGACCUGGUUCAGCUGCAGGUGGAAUGAUGGUACCACCAGCUAUUCGCCAACCAUCGCCCAUGAGCUCGGUCAGUCCUUCGGGAGUCAAUCAACUCGGCAAAGCGCCAUCAGCCAUUAAAACAAAUAUCAAGUCUGCCAAUCAAAUUCAUCCAUUUGGAAGAUAAUUGGAAAAAAUGUUUUUUUGUACAGUAGCUUUAAGUUUGCGUCAGUAAUAAGAACUAAAUUUUGUGUGAGGAUUGUUGAGAACUCUGUUUUUUUUUUUGAGAAUAUAUCGUACUUAUCUCAAUA